Polistes canadensis is the source of this 2778-nucleotide messenger RNA. RefSeq lists its product as uncharacterized. The transcript is spliced from 3 exons. NCBI's taxonomy places the organism in Eukaryota, Metazoa, Arthropoda, Insecta, Hymenoptera, Vespidae. Bases 55 to 2568 code for a protein of 837 amino acids. The record is from RefSeq and is a predicted model, not a curated record.
UAUCAAACAAACACACACGUUAAGUCCACCGAGUCAGGUUGAAGUUUGAUCAUCAUGAGACUAGCUAACAUACACAUUCUGUCUUGCCUUCUUCUUGGAUCGGUUAUCUUAUCGGAUUGUGCGAAGAAGAAUUUGGAAGAAAGCCAAAAUAAAUUGGACGAGAGAAAGGGGAAUGAUUCAUCGUUUGUUCCAAAAAUUGUUCAUGCGAAGGAUAAAAAAGUACAGGAUCGUUUGAACGAUGAUCCUGAUGAUCCACCCGAGGAAGAAUUUCCAAUUUUACCGCCGUUGAUACUUUUAGAUUUUAAUAACGACACGAUAGAUGCUAACAAGAGUAGCGAAGAAAAAUCUAAACGAACUGUCAAUAAUGGAUUAGGUUAUGGUUUUGAAAAAAAUUCAUUGUUUUCGGGAAAAACCAAUUAUUAUUUCCCUGCUGGUAAAACAGGAACAACAGUUAGCAUCGAGGAAUCCAUCAGUCCAUUUUUACCAAGAACAAUAAUCGAAAAAUAUAUCCCAAAUAAUUCAAAUCGAAACGAGGCUAAUACAUUUAUCAAUUUGCAAACAUCUCAAACAAAUUAUGUACCCAGUACGAAACUUCAAAAGGUUUCAAAUUAUUACGACACGUAUGAUUCAAAUUAUCGAACAAAAAAUGAAAGAUUACAACCGACCUCCACACCAAGUUCUAUUUCAUCGAGUACGCAACGACCACAGAAUCAUUUCGAUUUAAAGUCCUCGAAUUAUUUGCUAUCAAAUUUGAAUAUACCCUCUUAUCAAGGAAACACAAACAUCAAUACAGAUAUAAUUGGACAAAGUGGAAGUAUAUUUCGUCCAACUGUCCAAACUUAUGUUGAACGAGGUCAAAAUGUAUUUCAACCAGCGAUACCUACUAAAGCUACUUUACAAAACGAUGAUUCGCAAAUAUUUAAAGUAGACUAUACAGAUCAUCGGUCAACUGAACAGGCAAAUCCUAAUCAUUUUGGAUUCAAUCAAAAUCAUUUUCGGAUAAUACCUUCUUUGAGUCAAUCCCAGGGUAGAAAUCAAGCUGUUAAUUAUAACAAUGUUCAUUCUCAGACCUACAAUGAUCCAAGACAAAGUCAAACAGUUUCAACAACUCCAAAUUCAUUGGAAACCAAUUCACAAAAUUAUCGAUACUUUCAAAACAUUUUUAAUCCAAAUCAGCAGUACUACGAUGGACAAGGACAACAUUUCAGAGUUGCAUCCCAUGAUUCUUUGGUUUCUAAUAUUCCAAAUUUUAAUAACAAUAGAAAUCAUUAUCAAAGUUAUGCUGAACAACGGCAAAACGAUAGAGCAAUAUUUACAACACCUAGUCCACAAACAAAUUACGAAUACGUUCAGAAUCCUACCACUGAAGCAAAUCUUCCAAGAUAUACGAUUGAAAAUGGUGCACGAUACGAGAAUAAAAUUUUCUGGAAGUAUCCGGAUGGCCGAAUUUCUCACGAACCACCAGCAACUUACGUCGAAACUUACACCGAAGAUUCAACUGCGAGUCCACAAAUAUCGAAAAUUCAAGAAACCUAUGUUGAGACAGAUCUACCAACAGAAUACAGUGUUCAUGCACAAGGUCCAAUACAAUUUCCAAUAGCACCAGAAAUACCCUCACAACAGAGUCAAUUCGUAUCAUCUGAAUCAUUGUCUUCGAACUUGUCACAUCAACAGGCUUAUAGAAUUGGUUAUCAGAAUUUAGUUAGCCAAAGACCGAACGUAUUACUCGCACAAAAAGCAAAAAUGGAAUAUACAACACCGACAGCACCUUCAUUUGUAAGCACAACAUCUUUUUCGACUACCAGAAGGCCAAUAUUUACGACUAAAAAAAAACAGGAUCGUAAUAAUUUAUCAUUGAGUUAUACAACCACAGCACGACCAGUUUCAAGGUACAUGGUAAAUGGACCGGACGCUGAAUACGUCGAUACUACGGAAUCCUCUUUAAAAUUAAAACCAGCUAAUCGAGAUACAGGAAAUAAAGGGAAACAACAAAGUAACAAGAACCUCAACGAUUACAACCAUCUUCAAUAUUCUGAUCUUUUGAGUUAUAAUCCAUCGAUAUCCCAAUACAUCAAAGACCCAUCAUCAAUAUUAAACGUCCGACCAACUUUCGUGCAGGCUGGAAACUCAUUAGUACCUGUCAUCAUCCUUAGAGUAGAUGGUGUACCACCAGUUCAACCUAAAACUACAUCCAAUAUCAAUUUGAAAGCACUUCUUCAAGAAUAUUUAGUACAAUACGCUAACAGUAUAAAGGAAUUAGCUAAACCAACUAAUUACGAAUUAGGUAUUGAACAAUUUAGUCAAACGCAACGUACCAUACAAGCUGGUAAUCGUUUACUUCACUUAGCCCGACAAAAACAAAACGAGAACAUCGAAUCUUCAUCCCCGUCAACUUAUCUAUCAGAUUCUUACCCUGAUCAGAAUAAUUACGAAGAAAAUGUAUUUUUAACUGGAGAAGAAACUCGUCCAAUUGGUAAAUUCGGUGAUCGUACCAACGUAAGACCAAAAACUAAAAGCGUACAAAUAAUAGAUGAUCAGAGAUUUACGACUUACAAUGUUAAAAGUUAAAAAUUAUGUGAUAACGAAAUAAUUAUCCUGUCAUAGUUUUUAUUAUCAUAUUUUUGGGAAGAACUAUUGACAGAGAUGAUUACGGAAUUUAAUAAUUUCCGUGUUGGUGCAUAAAGUAUUAUGGAAUUAAUCGUUUUUUUAUUAGAUUUUACUUUGAUUUAGUAUUUAAUAACGGGAUUGUGCAAUAUGGCCUGUAUUCGUGUAUACAAA